AUGGGCUGGGUCGGGGUCGCCACACUCAUUGCAACAGCAUGCUUUUUGCUGUACCGCUAUCCCCCCGGAACCUGGGCUCCUGAGCCCCCGGCAUCCAAACCACUCCCGAAACCCGUCAAACCCCCUGCGACAGAGGAGAUACCAGUCAAAGGCGAAGCAAAGCCCCCUAACGAUGAAGAUGAUGCUGCGAGCGACACCCAGACCACUCCCAAGGCAGUUCCAUCCAGCGCCCCUGCGCUGGAAGUACCCUCUUUUCGACUUGACGACAGCGCCGAUCAAUCCCGCCCCUCAGUACCGCAAAUCCAGACCAGCGCUCAAACUCAAACCACGAUGAAACCACCAUCUCAACCCCUAACUCAGACGAAGAUGGCAGACAGCACUCUUAUGCCUCCCCCACCCCCACCACAGCAAUCGAACCCCGCAAAGAGCUCCUCCCUUAUGCCUCCUCCGGCCCCGCCGCGUCUCCGUCCGAUCGCAUCGCAGACUACUUCUGCGCCCUCCCUCGCAUCGGGGCGAUAUCCCCCACGCCCGAAUAAUACCACGAGCUCGAGCUCGUUGCGCCCACCACCCUCCGCUGCUGCUUCCCUGCGCGCCCCGCCGAGCAGCGGCCUCUCGAGCAGCACGCUCGCCCCGACGAAGGUGACCAAACCAUCUAGCUCUUCGAAACGAGCGGUCCUCGAACCGGGAUACUCGCCGUUAGACUGGGCGGCCUUGACAUCCAACCCAAACAACAAGUUGCGGGGAGAGAACCUCCCCCCGACACUGAUCCGAGUAACGCCUUCGAUGCUGAAAGCACAGAAUGGCCGCAAGGGCAUGGACGCGUGGACAUCCUACCAGGGAAAAGUCUACAACAUCACACCGUACCUCCCCUUUCACCCCGGCGGCCGGGGAGAGCUUCUCCGCGGCGCGGGCAAAGACUCAGGGAAAUUAUUCUUCGAGAUCCACCCCUGGGUGAACUGGGACGCUAUACUGGGAGAAUGUCUCGUGGGGAUACUCGUCUCCGAGAACGAGUCGGAUAAUAAGCUAGAUGCGAUGGAUUAA
Molecule: messenger RNA, 1041 nt
Organism: Aspergillus tubingensis
Lineage: Eukaryota; Fungi; Ascomycota; Eurotiomycetes; Eurotiales; Aspergillaceae
Product: cytochrome b5-like heme/steroid binding domain-containing protein
Exons: 1
Coding region: 1-1041 (346 amino acids)
Molecular function (GO): heme binding
Source: RefSeq, a predicted model, not a curated record